GGGAUAAACGACACAGGUAACAGCCCGUCGCGAGCAACACAGGGAGUGGGACAAACCUCGCUGGCGGGAAGGAGGCAGUCAGCUGAGGGCAGGAGUGACAGCAAGAACCUCCAUCCUAACAUUUAUCUUUCUCAGUGAGCGCCUGUACUGAGGACUGGCAGCCAUGGAGCAGGACCCAAGGAGCCCCCUGGAGAAGAGGCUCCUCCACAAGAAGAUAUAUAAGAACGCCAGAGGGAAAACGCCGCCGUGGAAGGACGUGUAUCGCAAGCGUUGUAUGGAGCGUCUUAGAUCAAGCCGUUCACAGCUGGUAGACAAGUUUCGUGCUGCAGGUGAUGCUAUCAACAACAAUAACAAUCCUGCAGGAAAGAUGGUGCAAGAUAUCAUGGAAAUUGAGUGGGCUGCUAUCAGUCAAGGCAGUGCUUUUCCUUCUUUGAAGAAGCUACCUGUUGGUUUUGAUGAUAUGCCAGAGGAAGAUGAUAUGAUGCUUCUCUCUCUUAUGGAGGAGAUCCAGCAAGAGCUUCUCAAUGAGGGUGAGAAGGGUUAA
Penaeus vannamei (Pacific white shrimp) is the source of this 544-nucleotide messenger RNA. The record is from RefSeq and is a predicted model, not a curated record. NCBI's taxonomy places the organism in Eukaryota, Metazoa, Arthropoda, Malacostraca, Decapoda, Penaeidae.